Sebastes umbrosus (honeycomb rockfish) is the source of this 1064-nucleotide messenger RNA. RefSeq names its product retinol binding protein 4, like (gene rbp4l). The transcript is spliced from 5 exons. NCBI's taxonomy places the organism in Eukaryota, Metazoa, Chordata, Actinopteri, Perciformes, Sebastidae. The record is from RefSeq and is a predicted model, not a curated record. Gene Ontology annotation, molecular function: retinoid binding; retinol transmembrane transporter activity. The coding region runs from base 124 to 714 and encodes 196 amino acids.
CUCGUCUGUGGGGUGAGUAUAUAAAGGCUGCCUCACACACCCAGACCCACUAGACCCAAUCUGGUGGAUAGCCAGUACAGUAGUACAUUUUGAAUUACUGUUGCUUCUUUGACUCAAAACAGAAUGGGAUCCUCUAAGCUGCCCCUGCUGCUGGUCUUGCUGUCCUGCGUCGAGCGCUGUCUGUCUGCCUCCUGCGUUGUUGACAGUUUCACAGUCAAAGAGGACUUUGACCCCAAGAGGUAUGCAGGAAAGUGGUACGCGCUGCAGAAGAAAGAUCCAGAGGGCCUGUUCCUGCAGGACAACAUCUCAGCUGAGUACACCAUUGACGAUGACGGCUCCAUGACCGCCUCCUCCAAAGGACGUGUCACUCUGUUUGGCUUCUGGGUUGUGUGUGCUGACAUGGCCGCCCAGUACUCCGUCCCUGACCCUAACACCCCCGGCAAGAUGUUCAUGAACUACCAGGGACUGGCCAGCUACCUGUCCAGUGGAGGUGACAACUACUGGGUGAUCGACACCGACUACGACAACUACGCCAUCACCUACGCCUGCCGCACCCUGAAGGAGGACGGCAGCUGCGAGGACGGCUACGCCAUCAUCUUCUCCAGGAACCCCCGCGGCCUGCCUCCCGCCAUCCAGCGCGUCGUGCGUCAGAAACAGGAAGACGUCUGCAUGGCCGGAGAGUUCCAGCCCGUCCUGCAGUCUGGAGCCUGCUAAAGAGAGAGAGAGAGAGAGAGAGAGAGAGAGAGAGCAGCCAGCUAGUUGCAGUCUAGGAGGCUUGAAAGCAAGAAGAGGGAGAAUGAAAGAGUGUAUAAACAGUCUGUAUGUGAGAGUGAUAAUGUGAAUGGACAGACGCGAAAAAUUAAAAAAGGAUGAGAGGAGGAAAAACAUUAGAAAAAAUUCAACGAAGACAAAGUAAUACCUGCAUAUGUCCAACCAGGAUUCCAAGAUUCACAUCUUUUGAUCCAUUUCCUCCUCUAUCACUCUGUGUUCAUCCAUUGUUUAUCCAAGGAAAAAUGUUACCGCUGCUUUGAAAGGUCAAAUAAAAGAUAUUUUUCUAAACAAUA